AUGUUGAAUGAUGAUAGAAAGUGUUCGAAGGACUUAAAUGAGUAUUAUAAAUGCUUAAGUGGCAGUGGCCGAGACCCUUCAAAGUGCCAAACACAAGAAAUCGCACUCAGAAAAUGCUCUACAACUGAUAAAGAGAAUGAUUAUUGUUUGAAUGAGUUAUUGGAAUUAUAUCGCUGUACAAAGAAACCUGACGCUAAUGGAUGCGCUAACGAGUUUCUUUUAUUUCGCGAGUGUAACAGGCCUGGAGGACCUGAAAUUUUAGUAAAAGACGAAAUGUAUAAGGUUAACUUGAAGCAUUUGGACAAAUAUAACCUCAGCUCAAACGUAAUUUGUCCUGUGAAUCCUCCGAAACGUUCAAUGAAGAACAUUUCUAAGCUCCUAGAACAGAUGAAGCAGGUGUGCGGAUUCAAAAACUUUCAAGAAAAAUUCACUCCACAAGUUAAAUCAUGA
This is a messenger RNA of Theileria annulata, 450 nucleotides long. RefSeq lists its product as uncharacterized. The transcript is spliced from 4 exons. The coding region runs from base 1 to 450 and encodes 149 amino acids. Lineage: Eukaryota; Apicomplexa; Aconoidasida; Piroplasmida; Theileriidae. The record is from RefSeq and is a predicted model, not a curated record.